AUGAAGCCAGUUAUCUCUCUUGCCGCUCUCACAGGCACUUUGGCACUUGCGCAAAAAACUCGUCUAUACUCCGAAUGGCUGGCCUCCUCUUUUCUCUCUCGCCAAGCCAACAUAAACUCCGGCUAUGGUCCCGCUGUGCUAUGGGAAGGUAUCGCCCGCGCCGGCGAGAAGGUAGCAGCUAACGGCGGGUGUAAGACUCUCCUCAACGCAGCUGAGGCCAAGGUAUCCUCCUUAGUGAGCGAUAAUGGUACGCUUGAUGGAUGGGAUCCGGAGUGGUAUUCCCUUGACGACCUGCGUAUCGGCAACAACCUGUUGUACUUUUACCAGCGUAACAACGACACGAAGCUCAAAAUUGCUGCCGAUGGGCUUCGGCAGCAGCUGAACCGUUGGCCUCGAACCCCAAGCGGUGGGUUCUGGCACCGUGCGCCCAUCUACGAGGACCAGAUGUGGUUGGACGGCAUUUACAUGGCAGAUACGUUCUAUGCCACGUAUGUUCACUUGUUUGAGCCGGACAACACAACUGCAUGGGACGAGAUCAUUCUGCAGUUCGAUCUCAUUGAGGAGCACACCCGAAACCACACGAGUAACCUCCUUGUUCACGGUUACGACGAGGCCAAGGACGCUAUUUGGGCCGACCCGGUAACCGGUGCCAGCCCUCUUGUGUGGAACCGUGCUGUUGGUUGGUAUUUCAUGGCACUCAUCGACACUCUGCAGAUCUACCCACAGACUCACCCUGGAUAUGAUCGUCUGUUGGAGUACUUUGUGACGUUGGCCGAUGGGCUGGCGUGUAGCCAGGACGAGAAAGGCGGUUGGUGGCUAAUUAUGAAUGAAGGGUACGAAACUCGCAAAGGAAACUACAUCGAGUCGAGCGCCACGGCCAUGUUCUCCUACGGCCUUCUCCGGGGUGUGAGAGACGGGUUGCUCGAUGCGAAAUACAAGGAGGUUGGUCUGAAGGCGUACGAUUUGUUGACUUCUGAUUUUAUCCGAGACGACAAGAAUGGGACAAUCAGCUUCCUGGGCACCGUGCAGGUUGGCAGCUUGAACUCAAACGCAAGCUUUGAGUACUACGUUAGCAUCCCGCUUGUCGAGAACGAUACCAGAGGCUUAGGAUCCUUCCUGUUUGCAGCGAUUGAGGAGGAGCUCUCUUAG
Molecule: messenger RNA, 1149 nt
Organism: Colletotrichum truncatum
Lineage: Eukaryota; Fungi; Ascomycota; Sordariomycetes; Glomerellales; Glomerellaceae
Source: RefSeq, a predicted model, not a curated record